CCCGCCUUUCCACCAAGCCAGCCAGACGAGAUGGAGGUGGAAUCCAAGCUCCCAGUCGUCAGAUCAUCAUGCUUGGGGCUCUCUCGUCUGUGCCUUACUCCCACCUACCUCUUCGACCAUCUCGGCCUUCCCAGAUUAACCUUGCAACUUCUUGACCUUGCCACACUGCAGCCUCCUUCGACUGACUGUCCACUGCUUGUACACUAAGUAGUCGGGUAUUCUGAUAUCUUCCGUCCGUAUCGAUCACAGGCUUGUCGCCAAGUUAGGUUCAUUUACUUAUAAAACCGCCUGGCGUGCGCUCCACAUUUGUGUGAUUGCUCCUUCUCUUCUUCUCAAGCGUCAGCAAGUACCAAGCAAGCACCAAGCAGACUUUUGAACAUUUGCUUUCCUUUUUGGCCAUUUUCCGCCCUCAAAGUCCAACGGCCGCAACUCGAAUUUUGUGAUUGUCAAGAUGGCGAUCACCAAAGGAGAGGAUGUUUAUGCUAGUCUUCUCUUGAAUGACGCAUACCUUCCCGGUGCUCUGGUUCUUGCGCACUCGCUGCGUGAUUCCGGCACCCACAAGAAGCUCGCUAUCUUGAUCACCCCCGAAAAUAUCUCCAACGAGGUUGUGGAACAGCUCCAAACCGUUUAUGACUAUGUCAUUCCCGUCGAAACCAUUCAAAAUGACCGACCGGCUAACCUGUUCCUCAUGAACCGCCCUGAUCUGCACUCGGCCUUCACCAAGAUCAACCUCUGGAAGCAGACCCAGUUCCGCAAGAUCGUCUAUAUCGAUGCCGACGUUGUAGCUUACAGAGCUCCCGAUGAACUCUUCGACCUUCCCCACGCCUUCUCCGCCGCUCCCGAUAUCGGUUGGCCCGACCUGUUCAACACUGGUGUCAUGGUCUUGUCUCCCAACAUGGGUGAUUACUACGCCAUGUUGGCUAUGGCUGAGAGGGGAAUUUCUUUUGACGGUGCCGAUCAGGGUCUCUUGAACAUGCAUUUCAGGAACACCUAUAACCGCCUCAGCUUCACCUACAAUGUCACGCCCUCCGCCCACUACCAGUACAUCCCGGCCUACAAACACUUUCAAUCGAGCAUCAAUUUGCUUCACUUCAUUGGCUCAGAGAAACCGUGGGUUCAGGGUCGCACCCAGACCACCGGGAGCAGCACCUACGACGAGAUGAUCGGUAGAUGGUGGGCUGUUUAUGAUCGCCACUACCGCGGCAACUCGAACAAGACUACCGACGUUGUCCAGAAGUUCGUAAAGGGUGAACAACAACAACAGCAACAACAGCAACAGCGCAACGUCUCUUUCCAACUCCCUUCCAGCCAGAGCCAUAAGACGCAGAGCCACCAGACGCAGAGCCAGAAUACCCAUAGCACCUACACCAGUCACGGAGCAUCCUGGGAUGCUUCAAGACACUCUCCUCCGGCUGGCUCCAAGCCAGAAGCUGCCAACUUCCCACAGACGCACUAUACGAUGUCCUCCAACACUCAACAGUUCGUCCCACCUGCCCGGUAUCCCAGUCCGCCCAAGGAUAUGUGGUACAAGGUGCCCGAGGCGGCGCCCACUCAAAAGCCCGCUCCGAUCUUCCCCUGGGAGAAACAAGCACCCGAACCCACUAGGGUUUUCCCGGAACCACCUCCUGAGCAGGGAAAGCUCUCGGCUGCGUCAACUGCGACGCCGUCCGCUGUGGCGUCAGCUACAGCAUCGCCCACCCUUGAGCCGAAGAGCGAGGCUGUCACCCCGACAACUCCCGCAAGUGCUAACCCCUGGACCUCUUUCACAACUAGAGGAAAUGCGUGGGAUGAUGUACCCGAAAUCAACCGCUAUGUCGACGCUUUGCAGAAGCACCGCCGCUCCGGAAGCAAGGGCUCGGCAGCGGCCACGUCGAGACCGACCAGUCCUGGUCGCGCUCAGAGCAGAUCUAGGAAGAGCUCUAGGGUGACUGACUUCCCGACCGAGGAUGACCGUCCAAGUCUUCCUGUCACCCCCGCGCCCAUCCAAGGACCGAGAUCCUCGAGAGGUGAGAAUGAGCGGCAGUUCCCUGCUGCCGCCGGCGUACCAGCGCAAUCCGAAUGGAAUCCCGCAGUCCAGCUUGAGAAGCUGGCGAUACACCAGCAAGAAACGUUGCAGAAGCUCGGUGAGCGUCCUGCUUUUGGUGGAUUGGCAAUUGGGACAGCGGUACCCGUCGGUGCUUAGUCCGAAGCCCUUGAGAGCGAACACAACCGGAACGAACUCGACCCCGAGCCCGCUGCCGACGCAGCCAAGCGUGACCACCGCCCCACCGAGCUAUCAGGGACCAGGUGUGGCUUUUGAGAAGGGGGAAGACUUCCCAACUCAUGAGACGCCUGCGCUUCCGACGGAGGAGGAGAGAGAUGUCCUUGAGACGUAAUCAACGACAUCAUCCUACAAUCAGGUACAGACAACGCAUCGUUGGCUUGACUGCUGAUAAUCGAAACUCAGUGUACAACUUCAUGGGGGUGUAUUCUUACCGGUGUACAAAAGCUCAAAACUGGCGGAUAUCAAAAGGACUUCUGUGAGGGGGUGGUACUGGAACUGGCCAGGCGUGGCGAUUUUUUUUUUAGUUGACACUGGCUGUGUGAAAUGAGGGAUCAACCUGAACGUGUGCAUCAAAGGGGGGCUUUCUGCUGGUGAAUGCUGGACACGAAGGGUCCCUUUGAAUGAAGUUAUGCUUGAAAGGGUUCAAAGUUUGGGAACAGCGGCUUUUGGGCUUGGUUGUGGCAUUCUGUUUCCUUAUACCUCUCUGUUUUUAUGCUCAUGAUCAAAUGAUAGACUUGUGUUUCCUUUUCAGCCUACUUUUAACAGAAUCCAUGUGUGGUCAUCAAUGUCCUAAAUUUCAACAACUCCGACUAAGUCGAUCCACG
Molecule: messenger RNA, 2868 nt
Organism: Neurospora crassa OR74A
Lineage: Eukaryota; Fungi; Ascomycota; Sordariomycetes; Sordariales; Sordariaceae
Gene: gnn
Product: glycogenin, variant
Exons: 7
Coding region: 452-2182 (576 amino acids)
Cellular component (GO): cytoplasm
Molecular function (GO): glycosyltransferase activity
Source: RefSeq, a predicted model, not a curated record